Hemicordylus capensis (graceful crag lizard) is the source of this 6239-nucleotide messenger RNA. RefSeq names its product solute carrier family 39 member 9 (gene SLC39A9). Gene Ontology annotation, cellular component: membrane. Lineage: Eukaryota; Metazoa; Chordata; Lepidosauria; Squamata; Cordylidae. The transcript is spliced from 8 exons. The record is from RefSeq and is a predicted model, not a curated record. The coding region runs from base 872 to 1816 and encodes 314 amino acids. Gene Ontology annotation, molecular function: metal ion transmembrane transporter activity. Gene Ontology annotation, biological process: zinc ion transport; transmembrane transport.
CGUGGAGUAGCGACCAUUUUUGUUGCGGGCUGCCUCGCACGGUAGUGUUGGGUCUUCUGUUCGCAGCAAGCGCCCAUAGCGGUGGCGUGGUGGUGAUAGUGUGACCGUCCAUCUUUUCCUGUCCGCCAUCUUAAAAAUGGGCGGGAAAGACAGGAACACAUGAAGCGAGAGCCGCCUUGAGAUAUUCCUCUUCCUCCUCCAUUGCCAAGUGUCCCGGAAGUUGACCGAGGGAAAAGGAAGCGAAUGAGGAGUUGCUUCUUGGCCUUGAUGGCAACAUCUGGGGGAGUUGGGCACAGAAGGAGGGACUGAGCGGGGGCAGCCAGGCUCUCGUGCCGGCGGCUCUCCCCGCUUCUUCCUUACAUCUCUGACAGGCGGGCGCCGACGAGGAGGAGAACGACGACUAAUCCACCUGCCGGCCGCCUUUGCUGGGUGAGCGGGAGGGUCGCCGGCCAGCUCAGCCUCUCUGCUGCUGCCGCCGCCUCUCACCUCCUCGCAGGGAGUCGGGGGAGCGCGCGUCACUUGAGCUGCCCGCAGCUGGAUCGGGACUGCGGAGGGGAGGCGAGGAGAAGCGCGGCCUGUGGCACUGGCUGUUCCGCCAGGUUCUUCUCGCCCGACUAGGGAGCCUGCAGUGGGCGCGGGGCCCUCUCCCACACCCGGCUCUGAGCUUCUUGGCAGGCGGGCAGGUCUCGGGUGCGCGACGGGGCGGCCUCUGGCUUGUGGAGGGAAGGGGGAGGAAGAAGGGGGGGGAGGCCGCCCUGCCGCCUGCUGCUUCGUGCAGCGCCCAUGAGGUGCAUCCCCUCCUCGUCUGGGGUCGUGAAGGGCCGCCUCGGGUGAAUUGAGCGCCCCGCUGAACAAGAAGCAGAAGCCGGCCAUGGACGACCUUUUGUCUAUCAGCCUGCUCUCCCUGGCGAUGCUGAUUGGCUGCUACGUGGCAGGAAUCAUCCCUUUAGCCGUGAACUUUUCCGAGGAAAGGUUAAAGCUGGUCACGGUUCUUGGUGCUGGGCUCCUCUGUGGAACAGCCUUGGCUGUCAUUGUGCCUGAAGGAGUACAUGCACUCUAUGAAGAGGUUUUGGAGGGACAAAGGGAAAUAUACACAUUAAAGCACCACCCAGCCAGUGAAAGUCAAAAGGUAGUUGAAUCGGAGAAAGCUGCAGAUGUGCCAGAUGUGCACGAGCAUGAGCACACCCAUGAUCAUUCGAGAUUACAUGCAUACAUUGGAGUUUCCCUUGUCCUUGGCUUUGUCUUCAUGCUUCUGGUAGAUCAAAUUGGCAGUUCUCACGUACACCCUACAGAUGACCCAGAAGCACCAAGGUCAGGCAACUCCAAAAUUACUACUACAUUGGGACUAGUUGUCCAUGCUGCAGCUGAUGGUGUUGCCUUGGGUGCAGCUGCUUCAACAUCUCAGACCAGUGUCCAGCUAAUAGUGUUUGUUGCAAUUAUGUUACAUAAGGCACCAGCUGCCUUUGGCCUCGUCUCUUUUCUUAUGCAUGCUGGCCUUGAACGAAAUCGAAUCAGGAAGCAUUUGCUGGUUUUUGCACUAGCAGCACCUAUUCUGUCAAUGGUGACUUACUUGGGGCUAAGCAAGAGCAGUAAACAAGCACUUUCAGAAGUGAACGCCACUGGAGUUGCCAUGCUCUUCUCAGCUGGAACUUUUCUGUAUGUUGCUACCGUUCAUGUCCUCCCUGAAGUGGGUGGAACGGGACAUAGCCACAAACCUGAAUCUGCUGGAGGAAAGGGACUCAGUCGUUUGGAAGUGGCAGCUUUGGUCUUGGGCUGCUUGAUUCCUCUGAUUUUGUCCAUUGGUCACCAGCAUUAAAGGUCUGAAGUCCACCAACCUUCGACUCCUCAGUCUGGUCUGAGCAGCAGUCUGUUGUGUCAGCUGCUCUUUUAUCAUUGUCUCUCUUACCCUGUUAACUGCCCCAUCCGUUUAAGGAGUCAGAGAGAAGCAUGAUUGCAAAAGAAGGAAUUCUGGGAAAGCUUUUAGUGUAGCAGACAGUAUUUUUGAUGGCCAGAGAUAAAUUCUGCAUAACUUCCCUUUUCUGAAGAUACUUUAAUUAUGACUUCCUGCCCUAUUCUCAGGGAAGUUGGAACUUAGAUUUUAUGACUGAUGUUUUGGGAAGAACGUUGUGGCUCAUUAUGAAAUCAUAAUCACCAAAGUAUUCUGUAUGUCAGCAUUCACAGCUGGCCUCCUGACGUUGGAUGCUGCCUUCUAACAUGUGGGACUACUUUUCACCACCUCAAGAUUUUACAUGUUAUAUAAUGGUGGCACGGACCGUCCCGGAGGAAGUAUCUGAUGUAGGUUUUGGACAGUGUCAUUGAAAAGACAAAGCUGUGAAGAAAUAUUUGUGGCAUGAAACACUAGGCAAGUUUAACCAUCCAGAUAGGAUUCUUCCAUUGCAGGAAGUGCACCUAUUUUGCUCCUUGUGUGUAACAAUCUAUACACUAGAAUGAGGAUGCCAUAUUGGGCUGGUGGUUUGGUGGUUUUGCACUCUGAGGAGUGGGGGCUUAUUGGAAUGGACACUCUACAGACCUAUUUGCAAAAAGUAGAAUGUUGAGUCCUGGACAACAACAGGAAAAGGUUCCCAAAGCAACUCUCUCUCUCUCAAAGCAGAUACUUUAAUACUUACCAUUAUAAGCAUUCUAAAUUAUUGUGAGCCUGUUAGAACUGAGCCUCAUUUUCUCUGGAAUAUUUCAAUCAGGUCUGAGUGGAAAUGCUGCUCUGGAAUGUAGGGCCAGUCAAUAAUGCCUUUCCAUGUAAAAUAUGCUACCUUUUUAGCCAGGGAACUUCAUUUCAUUGUGAAAGAAAUGGCAGGAGCUGGGGGCAGAAGCCUAGAACAAAGGUAUAUGUUGAUUAUUGGGACACAGUUUUGACAUUAGUCUUGAAAUCUUUUCUACUUUCUUUGCCAAACGUUUCUCAGAGAAUAAUCAUAUUUUCACUCUUUAGAAACAAGAUACAAGUAUGAAAUAACUGGUUUUUCUAGCACUGGUUAUUUCUUACUGGCAGAGAUCUAUUUUCUUCCUUUCCCAUCAGUUCAUAGCCCUGAAGCCAGCGUAACUCAGACUCUCUUCCAUGUCUAUAUUUGCAGAGAAUAGUGGUAUGAUCUGGCAUCUACAAAGCCACUUGCCAGUGGCGAGUGCCCCCAGCCCUUGAGCGAACAGGACACCCAGCAACACACAGAUCUCCUCACCAGAGCUCUUUUCCAUUGCCAUUUUUGAGAAGGUAGAAAACAGCCAGAAUUCUUUCUGAGCAGUAGGAGAGUGUUCCUACUGUUUCUUACCAUCUCCAUAUCCCAGUGCAAGUGACAGGCGACCCACCCGUCUCUCUGCCUGUGUGCCAGAAAAGCAUGCAGAGGGGAUUUGUGGCACACACAAAUAAUGGCUGGCUAGUGAGCUAAGCAUAAGUUUAUGGGUCUCUGGGUAUGGUUUUUGGUGAGGCCUAUAUUUUGAAUUUGUGAUGACUUCUGACUGAUGAUAUUGGUACAGCAGCAGUAGUCAAAAUCAGGACUUCGCCAGGGAUCUUGCCUUUUUUUUUUUUUUUUAGUGAGAGGAGUUAAUAUUGGUAAAUUAAGUUUAAAAUCGGCACAGAAUAAUUAGUGGGCAGCAUCCAGACUAAUCCAGUCUGGAUGCUGUCUGGUGUUGAUUUUUUUAAAAAGUAACAGUAGAACCAACUUAAAACCAACACUGAGUUGACCUACUCAAUGUGUCCCAUCCUGCCAGCUACAUGAGGCACACAAGAAACUUGGAUAAACCUCUUGUUCUUGUUGCUUGCCUUGUGUAAAAAGAGAGAGAGAGAGAGAGAUUGUCAAAUUGCUGGUGAGCUUGGUGCAUUGUGUAGGCUUGCUGUACAGUUUUCUAAAUGUGAGCCUUCUUCGAAAAUGUAUAAAUGCUUUCCUCCUGAUUAGUUUGAGUUUCAUUUCUGUAUUAUAAAACAGAAAUUCUCCCUUAUAAACUAGCACAGAGAAAACAGAGCUGAAGUAACUGGUACAUGAACCAAUGUGGCUUAUAUGCAUGUUCUAUCUGCCUACUUAAUGACUGUGAAAGUAAACUGGGCAUAAGAAUGAUGGAAAGUCAAGUCUGAUCUGCAACAGUGGUCAGGAUGAUAAGAAUCUUGCUUCUGAGUCAGCAAGCAGGAAAAUGGUGGGGACUUGGGAUUGUUUUGGUGAACAACAAACUUGAUCUGAAAUUUAAUAGAUACAGAGGUACUUGGUGUAGGAAUUUGAUUAUAAGCCACACCAAAGAAUCACUUCUGCUUUCCGAGUAUUAUGUUGAAUAUUUGAGAUAAUAGCAUUGUGAUAUCUCAGUAAUCCUUCUGUAGGACAGAGCUGACUUCUGCAGUUGUCUCAAGCUUGAUUGAAGAAUUUUGGCCAGAAGCUGCCUGUGCUGGAUCACUUCCUAUUUAUGAAAAAUCUCUGCCAAUACUGGCUUUCCUGUUCACGGAGUCUGGGCCUAGUGCGCUUGGCAGGAAGCCUGUGUUUUAACUCAAGCAUUUGAGACAGUGAGGCCAUGCACACAGCCAUGGAGGAGGAGGGCAGGUGGGGCGGAGGCAUGGAUGAACAUACCUCCCCCCUGCCCUCCAGAUGAUCAAUGGGCUCCUCUUUGGUGUGCUGGUGUGUGCCCAUACAAGCCACGCUGAUCCCAGCAGUGCGGAUCUCUGGAGGCCAGGAAAAUGAGACUCUGCCUCCAGGAAUCCCAGAAUGCACCACAUGAGGAGUGCAGUGCUUUGAGGGAUUCCCAUGUGAAUUAGGCACUCUAGGUGCCUGACUCUGUGUACGCUCAGGCUGUGUGCAGCCUGAGCAUACACUUGGUCCCAGACCUGGGUUAGAGGGUGCACUCGCACCUUCUAACCUGGAUUAAAGGCUGGGUAAAUAACCCGGGCUUGUGGCAGAGGCAACACUGAUCCUAGUGCUGUAGGCUGGGCUGCCCUAGCCUGUGCUGGGCUGCUCAUCUGCCCAGCCUCAAAGUCUAGGAGUCAAUAUACUGAAUCGAUCACACAUUAUGCAGGGGAAAGGCAAGGUGUGGCACAGAAUAGCAAAGGCUUGUGAGAAUGACCAUUUCCAAGUAUGUUCAGGCAAAAUUUAAGAUGAAAUUUAAUCAGGACCAAUGCUGUUCCACCAGUACAUACUCAGCAUUUAAUGAUUCCCUCUCCCAACACUACCACUUUAAUCACUACUGUGUGGUGACAAGGGUGCCUUGGUGCUUCACCUAAAAAGGACUGCAAGUAUUAUCAUAGAAGUGGCUAGCAACAAGAAGGGAAUGUUUAGAUUAUGAAGAACAGGCUCUAGCAGCAUACCAAAUGUUUUGUAUCCAUCUUAAUUAAAAAAAAAAUUCCAAGUUGAAGUAAAGUAUUUACUGUGUCCCAGCCUAAUAAUCAUUUGAAUUCAGGACUUCUGCAGUCUAGUUCCACUCCUCACACAUUUUAUUUAUCAACUUCAAAGAGUGGUCUAGACUCCAACAAUAGACUAUGGGAGAUGUGGACUAUUGAGAUGAAGAAGCAUAAUUUAUAACUUCUUGCACAUCUAGUCUCUGCACCUUCAGCUAUUCAUAUCCGUUGAAAGUGGAAAUCUACCUAAGAUGACAUACGUGGACAGCAUUAUGUUCAGCCAUUUUACUAUUUUAAUGCUAUUUUUCACAAAAUAAAGGGAUGAUCUCUUGCCUAGCAGAGGAAAAUAAACUUAAUUUAUAAUACCUGUGCGGGUGGUAGAGCAGGCAUUUUAAGGGAAUACAGAAUCUCCAACCAAACUUGGAUGGACACUUCUCGGAAUUUCUGAAAGUGAUAAUUUGAAAUGGUAGAAAACUCCUCUUAAUUCUUCAGAGAGGGCUCCACAUCCUGCCUUCCAGGUAGUCUCGAUAAUAGCAGGUUUGCAUUAUUCAUAGCCAGCCGUAUUAGACUGGGAAAACUUGAACUUAUGUGUUGUGCUGCUGUGUUAAGCUCUUUCUUGAUGAACCACAGGAGAACAAGCAACAUUCAGAAGCGGAAUAUCGGUUUCAAAAGGAGAUCAGCUUCUCUGUGCUUUAGUUACGUCUGAGCAGCUCUGACUUUGUGGGCACGGUGUUCCCCAGUCACAGUUGUAUACCUGAUUCUGUGUACUAAAGUGUAAUUUUAAUGUCUUUUUCAAGAUUAUUUGUACACAUGAAAUCAUUCCAUGGAUGGCUGCCUUAUUUUUGAUUUUUUUCCCACUUUAAUUGUGAACAGUUUAAAAAAUAUUGUUUUUAUUAUAUUAAAAAAUUUAUUAGCUUCA